This is a messenger RNA of Spea bombifrons (plains spadefoot toad), 1641 nucleotides long. RefSeq names its product chromosome 8 C6orf136 homolog (gene C8H6orf136). The transcript is spliced from 6 exons. The record is from RefSeq and is a predicted model, not a curated record. Bases 73 to 1182 code for a protein of 369 amino acids. NCBI's taxonomy places the organism in Eukaryota, Metazoa, Chordata, Amphibia, Anura, Pelobatidae.
GGGGCGUGCCUUUCCGUGCAGUCCGGCAGCCGUUACCGGCUCUUUCCGUUGCGUGACGUAACUGGAGAGUGGAUGGCGCUGUGUGUGCGGAGGCUCCGAGGGGCACCAGGACUGGGAAGCCGAUGGAGGAACGGGGUCCGCGGUGCAGGGGGAGCGGCCGGGAGACCCCGGGAGGGUAGCAGGGCAAGUGAGGGAUGGAAGAAGCUCCGUGAUGUCACCUGGUCCCCGGAACUGAGCGUCUGUCAGCGGAUCCCUGUACCUCAGAGGCGUCCAUUCCCUCCAAAAGCCUCCAGUGCACUCCCCCCCGGCAAGCCGAGGAUACCGUACCCGCUGGGUGCCGGAUCUAAAGCCCUGCGCGGCCUCCACGACGUUUUAGAACAGAAUAAGGGGCACCUGCUGCCCCCUGAGGAGCCGUCUCCCCCUCGGCCCUUCCCCCAUCCCGCGUACCCGCUGGGGGGAGAGUACCGGCAUCUGAGCAGCGCCCAACUAGACUGUUUCCGGAGUCUCUUUGAACCGGGGGUUUGCCGGACACCGUACCACCAGGCUGCGGCGCCCCCUGCUCCCGGGAGACCGGAUGGAGUGUUAGCUUUUCAGCUCAGUGAGAAAGUGCGAGCGAGUCCAUCGCCAGGAGGGAGCCCACCGGACAUGGAGCAGCACCUGGCGCUGAUGCACGCCAAGCUUCGGGAAGAUCUGCCGAAGUUCCUGCUGCGGAAUCUGGAUUAUUCCGUGUACCGGAAGGACGUGGAGUUUGUUAGCAGCGUGCUGCACAUACGCACCCGGGGUCUCGUUCUCUACCAGCUGCUGCUGUCUCUUUCCCGGUUGCUGUUCUUGUCUUAUUUCUCCAACACGAGGGUCUCUGUCCUAAAGCUGACGACUCACCCCGAGACGUGCAGCAUCCAGGCCCGCUGGUCCGUCUCCGGCCUCCCCAUGCACUCGCUCUUCUUCUAUGUCUUCCGGUCUGACAAGUCUGAGUUGUACAGGACGUAUGAUGCUCACUCCACCUUUUACCUGGCUUCUGAUGGUCUGAUAUGUCUACAUAAACUGGAGCGGGUGAUGCCAUCUGAGCCGCUCGCCGUUCCCAAGAAGACCAUUCUCGCUGCUGCCCUCAUAGCUCUGGGUCUAGGAGAGGACCGGCCUGCCCUGAAUCUCCUGUUUUCCUGUAAAAUACCCCACAAACUCUGAUAUCCGUCACGUCUGCCCGCUCCCCUCGCAUGCUGCUGCCCCCCGGAAAAAUAUACGAUAAGGAGAGACGGACUGGCGGGGGAAGCGCUGUUCACAUUAAAACGAAACGUUUCACGUGUUGAAUGUAACGAUCAGCAGGGCCCCGUUCUCCAUAUUAAUAGCCGUCUUAUCAACCUGCCUCUUCCGAGCUGGCGUACAACUCCCACAACCCUCUGCCAGCCAUCUGGGUAUUUUAAUUGGCUGGAGCUCUGAAAUUCCCCCACAUUGUGGCUUUCUGGGGGGGGGGCAGCCUCAUUGGUCAUCUGCGUGCAUGCACUGCGGGAGGCUGGUUACCCCGCGCGCUUCUGUGUCUCCCGUUGAUGAUCCGCACUGCGUCGUCUGCCUGCGCGACCGUUCGGAAUGGCCUGUGGAUGUGUAACAUAUACUGUACAUAAUUAAAUUAUAACAAAGUGCUCCGAC